CGCGCGCAGUCUCCACUAUUGUUCACUCGAGCAUUUCUCUCACGUGGGAACCAUUGACUUUUUCGUGCUUUACCAGAACGCUUAUAGCUCCGCAACUCCGGGAGCGUUAACACGUUAAAAGUCGAUUAUGGGUGAACGUUAUAGUGUGGUGUGAUAUGAAAACUGGAGUGCAGUAUUGUAACAUUGGAUCCGUCAUUGUUGAAUAUAUUUGAGUGAUGAUCAAACAGACAAAGUGAUUACUAUAUAUCUCUAUUAGAUAAUCGGAGAUGAUGGCGGUCGCGCCGGUAGUUCCAGUUCUAUUUAUUGCCAUACUAGCGAAAUGUCAAUGUGAACCAACGAAUUUAUACAACUAUAAUAAUAAUGGUAAAGCUGCAUCACAGUUUGGAAACAUAUUGAAGCCGCCGCCGCUGCUGCCAGUGCCAUUCCACGGGGUAACGGGGAUAAUACGCCAGAAUAAUGACUUUGGAUAUCAGUAUCAGUCCCCUCCGCCACAAGUACCGCCAGCGCCACCUAUCGUACCAGCGACGGAUUUUAAAUUCCCUGCGCCAUUUUACAAGCAGUACAAUUUUAACUUUGUACCAGCACCUCAGCCAUUCACGACAACACCGUCGCCAAACUUGUUUCAAAAAGUUUCUAGCUGGCUUUUUCCUUCACAACAGACAUCAUCCGAAAUAGAACCACAAAUAAAUUACCAUUAUAACAUACCACCUUUAAAAAAAGACUGUAAUCCGUGCAACUUAGUGCCAUGGAUCCCAGUUAUAAGAUAUGACUUAGCACCCGAUGGCGGACGUCAAAGUAAUAAUCCUACUUACGGACCACCGAGCCCAACAGCCAAAGCUAAUGCUUAUUCAGGGCAAAACAUACCAGUACCCUUUAACACACAAAAUAAUAACCUAGGUAAUAAACAAGGUCAAAUUUCAACUGGUGUACCUCAUACAAGUUAUGGACCACCGAGUUUUUCUCACACUAAUAAUCAAUUUCGAACUUCAAGUUCAACUUACGGUCCUCCAAGUCCCACCUAUACUAUAAAUGUUUCAAGUCAAACUCCAUCAACUGCUCCAUAUUCUGAUAUUUCUUCACCACUAAGCACGUCUAUCGGUCCUGGUCCGAAUUUCCAAACACCGAAUUCACAUGAUUUAGUCCAUCAUUCAUCCUCUUUUAUAUAUACAAGUCCUUCAUUAAAUUAUAGAAAUCCAGUACCUACAACAACACACAAACCAGUUUCCACAGGUUAUAAUCCUGAAAUAUUAAAUCAACAUUUGCCGGUACAAAACAAUAUCGAUGAAUUUAGAGAAAUAGAGCCAGCUACAGAAUUUCAACUUCCUAGAGUUACACAUCCCACAGGUUUUAGAAACUCUUAUGGAGAACCUAUUGUUAAUACAUACCUUUUGGACUAUCCAUAUUCUGUGUCAGCUGCUGGUGCUGCAUCCUCUAAGAUAAAGACUGAAGUAUUACCUGAUACAAUUACAAAGACCCAAGGACCGAAUACGACUAUGGCUUUAUCUAACCCUGCACCGUUUAGCCUUAAUAGAGGGAGAAAUAUUCACACAUUACAACCAGUUGCAUUACCUAAUCUCAGCGUGUCACCGUUACCUCCAAUUUUUAAUGCACGACCGUUUCGGACUGUAUCAACGAAAUAUCCUCCAAAUAUUGUUCAAGGUAUAAACCAUUUACAGUCUGGAUCAAACAAAUCUGUAGAAUAUCCCACAACUUUUAUUCAGUCACCGGUUAUCGACAUUGAUCAAAUACGAAAUUUGAAUCAGUCUAAAGCUUAUAGAAAUAUAGCUAAUGGGUAUGAAAUAGAUGAAAUACGGGACAUAUCUCCUCAAGCUUCCGAAGAUCAUAUAUCGGCAGCAAAAUCAAACCAAGACAUGAGUUUUGAAAGUAUUGGGCUUACUAAUGAUUUGUAUGAUGCAGGUGUACCUUUUGACUUAAAACAAUCUUCCAAAGUUCCUUUUAAUCACAAAGUAAGCUUUGCUGAUUUGCGAGGAGUUAAAGAUGAAGAUGUAGACAAAUACCGCACUGAGAGCAAUUUGCAAUACAUUGAUUCACCUCUACUUUAUUUAAAACCCAGCGCGCCACAUAAAAAUUAUAAAAAUUUUGCAUUUUCGAGGACAACUCCAAGUAAAGAAAAUGAAUAUGAAAUAUACGAUGAUUAUCCAACAACUUUAUCACCAACGCAAACAACAUUUUUAAACACUUGGGAUACAAGUAGAGCUCACGAUACUGAAGAUUCGGUUCAUACGACUGCGGAGGAAGAAAAUAAAAAUAAUCCUAAAAUCGUUCAAAUUAUCGUACCGUAUACGAACGGUCAAAGAAUAUAUGAUAACAAUCAUAAUAAAUUUUCAUCCAGUCAGAUUGACGACAGGACAAAUAACGACCAAGAAUAUCAAGCUAGAAAAAUUCAAUCAAAUACCGAGAGCAGUUUUCUUACUGUCGCAACUGAAGGAUAUAGCAACACAGCAACAACCACCGAGACUCCAAUGGCAACUAUCACCGACCAAUAUGACACAGAGCGAAUAAAUACACCAGCUAUUGAUUUUUAUGAUGUUAAAGAACCACCGUUUGACAUUAUAAAAUUACAGCAUACAAUUGAUGACUGGACGGAGCAAGAGUAUUCCAAGCACUAUAGCAUCCCACAAAAAACGCGUUCCAAUGAAAAGUAUGCAAAGCAAAUACCUGACGAAUACUUUACAACGAUCAGUCCUGUUACAAAUUUCGUUACUGAAACUAGUAAUUAUAAUUAUGAUUCAUACGAUCACGAAGGUUCGAGCAGUAUACAAUACACGGUCACUGAAAAUCGAACAAAUUCUUUUCCUAUUAAACGUAAAGAAUAUAAUGUGAUUGAAAUGACAAAAGAUAGUUAUAAUAGUGACAAGAAUCACGUAUCAGAAGGUCCUAAGAAGCUACAUAUUUAUACCGCCGCUUCAACUUUUCGAAGUGCAAAGACCACAACCCCUGCACCUUGGGGACAAAUUCAAACAUCAAUAUCACCCUUGACAAAUGAAAAAGUGUACGUCGUUACAUCUAAACCAUGGCGAGAGAAUAAUAUGACAAAAGAAUAUGAUUAUGGAGGUGAAAAAUUGGAUUUAAAAAAAGAGGAAUAUGAUGACGAUUCUUCUCUAGAUGAUCUAUCAUUUAAGUCGCCCCGAUUUUCUAACAGACCUUCAUACGGAUUUACAGCAGAUUCAAUAGAAUCGAUAAAGCUCGAGUCACCUUAUGGUUAUUCUAAAGGAUGGCACCGAAGAAUAAAUAAUCUCGAGUAUCCCAAUUCUUCAUCAUUCGAAGAAGAUUCCGAUAAGGAAAUUAAGGAGGAAAAAUCUUCAAAAGCUAUUAGUGUUGACGAAUGAGUGUGAAGGACCUUAUCAACUGUAGCAAGACCAAAAAGUGUUUAGUGCUAUAUAUAAAAGACAUUUUUAAUGAAUUAUCACAGAGUGAUAUUAAAUAGUGCUUAGUAAAGUAGUGCAAUUAUAAUAGAUACACGAGCAAAUUAUGAAGUAUACG
This is a messenger RNA of Nymphalis io (European peacock), 3504 nucleotides long. RefSeq lists its product as uncharacterized. The record is from RefSeq and is a predicted model, not a curated record. The coding region runs from base 267 to 3350 and encodes 1027 amino acids. NCBI's taxonomy places the organism in Eukaryota, Metazoa, Arthropoda, Insecta, Lepidoptera, Nymphalidae. The transcript is spliced from 4 exons.